This is a messenger RNA of Cryphonectria parasitica EP155, 2550 nucleotides long. RefSeq names its product P-loop containing nucleoside triphosphate hydrolase protein. The record is from RefSeq and is a predicted model, not a curated record. The annotation marks the transcript as partial. Gene Ontology annotation, molecular function: ATP binding; ATP hydrolysis activity. The transcript has 3 exons. Lineage: Eukaryota; Fungi; Ascomycota; Sordariomycetes; Diaporthales; Cryphonectriaceae.
CGAAACCAGCGGAUUGUAGCCACUCGACAUGCCGACGCACAAAGAUGGCGCACCAAGAAGCCAGAAGUGGGCAAAAUUGACAUGGAAAACUUCAAGAAUCGAUACUGCUGGACAACGGAAUACGAAGAAUAUGCCGUGGAAGCUCUCGUCGGGCCUUGGGAUCUCCACGAACAAUACCGGGACGAAAAGAAACGACGCCAGCCCCAAGACUUUUUCCGUAGACAGUCUAAUAUUGGUAUGCUGUCUGGGCUCACGAUGCCUGGCAUGCGGGCAGAAAACCUCAACCGCGACUUUCGAGGCCCAAAUGGGAAAAGCUAUGCAGCUCCAGACGUGGACUUGAGCGAGCUCUACAUUCAUCGCAUCCGCAUCAAUUCGAUCCCGAUACUUGGCUAUCUGACUGAUUUCAUGGGGCUAUCUUCUGAAAGAGAACAACCCAGAACAUUCAUGAGACCAUACAUGACCCUGGUCUACUUCCAACCGUACAUGAAGAAGAUGCUAGCCCGGCUCGAGGAGAGACUUGCCGAUGCAGAAGGCGAUACCGAGGAAAACGACGCUUCAGACGCAGAAGAGGAAAUCGCUUCCAUAUAUACCGCGGAACUCGAAUCGAUCCGAUAUGACGUCGAAGAGCAAAACAAAGAAAUCGAACGGCUCAUGACCAGCGCUGAAGCCCUCCAGGACAUGAGAUGUUACGUCAGAUUCAUGGAAAAAGAGAUCAUGCCACAUUUCGAAUUCCUUCGAGGGCAGCAAGCAGAGAAGGUCAUCUUCGACGAUCUAUGGUGCGUGUUCCGUCCGGGAGACUUAAUAUACUCGCACAAUAUGGGACCCAAUAGCGACCGCGGAGAAGAACUCUGGCGGCUCUAUCGUGUUAGAAUUCCCAGAUUCACGACAUCGUAUGAGCACGUCGGAAGCCGGACUGGCGAGAAUGGUCAGUACCGGGCGGACGACAAGGUUACUCUAUAUUGCUAUCAUAUCGACUACGACGGGUCUACAUAUGGUGCCGUUCGUAGGAAGUUCGACAUUCCUUACUUCCCAGGGCGAAGGGCCAUUCGAAGCUUAGCUGUGUACCCACUGCGUUUCGCCAAGAACUGUGACGGGAUCCUUGAAUCCUUGCGAUCGCGAGGCCAGAAGUUCCAGAACGCAUUCGCUCAACGCCAUCAAUCGUACCAGAACUGGACUCUCGAAACUGAGCUCAAAACUUCCUCAGAGUUUAUUGAAGGCCAUGUCAUUGUGGAUUUUGAGGAAACGUUCAAGAAAAUGCCUCACUGGUGUCCAUCGUUUCAUCAUCCAUCGAUAAACAAGGAGACCACUUUCGACGAGAAUCAUGAAGACUGGGACAUCCUGUUCUGGAAGGACAAACCGGACGAGGCAUCCUCCUCGUACUUCGUCUGUGUAGACAGAAUCAUACAGGACCAUGCAAUCCAGCUAUUUGAGCGCCGGGAUCUUUUCUAUGAAGACCGAUUUUGGGAGCGGCAAUCCAAAACCUUUGGCUUCGACACAUACGACUCACCCGAACAAGCAACAACAAUCAAGGACGCUGAUCUUGUUCUUCUCCCUAAACGAUCAUUUGCGUACACACUGCGUGAGCGUAAAUUUGUUACCAUCGACAUCAAUCAUCUCAGACCCGUCCCCAUCGACAUUGGCAUAUUCGACAGCCUGAAAAUCUCGCGAGAUUACAAGGACAUCAUCCGUGGUCUGAUCAGUUCCCAUUUUCAGAAAAAGGAACUUGAGCGUCUUUACACCAGCCGAUCUGUGGAAGGAUUGAGCCAAGAUCUGAUCCGAGGCAAGGGAAAAGGCUUAGUGGUACUGCUCCAUGGAGCCCCAGGCGUGGGCAAAACCGCCACGGCCGAGGCGGUCGCGAUGGAGAACAACAAGCCUCUCUUCACAAUUACUUGUGGCGAUCUCGGCCUGACCCCUUCAGAGGUUGAGACAUCGCUCAAUGACAUCUUCCGUUUAGCCCACAAGUGGGAGUGCGUCCUUCUCCUCGACGAGGCCGAUGUGUUUCUCUCGCAGCGUUCUCGAUUCGAUCUCAAACGCAAUGCCCUCGUCUCGGUCUUUCUCCGAGUUCUUGAGUACUACAACGGUCUCCUCUUCCUCACGACGAACCGGGUGGGCACCAUCGACGAGGCAUUCAAAUCACGCAUUCACAUGUCUCUCUACUAUCCACCGCUCAACAAGAUACAAACCACAGAGAUCUUCCGGCUGAAUGUCCUCAAGCUGCGACAGAUCGAGCAGCAGAAGUCCUCGUUGAUAAACAAGCCGCAGCUCAUUAUCAACGAGAAAGAUAUCAUCGAGUUUGCCGAGAAACACUUUGACGAGAACAAUGCUAAAGGAGGCUGUUGGAACGGUCGUCAGAUUCGCAACUCAUUCCAGAUCGCAUCCAGUCUGGCCUACUAUCACUAUGAGAAGAAAGUCCGUGAAGCCCUUACGACGAUGCAAGAGCCCCCAAAGGCACCCGAGCUGGACAGCAGGUUUUUCAAUACCGUCCAGCACGCGACUCAUCAUUUCAACCAGUACAUGGAGGAGACCAAGGGGUGGAGCGACGCAGAUCUG